GAGUUUCUGGAAUGGUCCGUUUCCAUCAGAAAGGUCACUCACCCUGAGUUUUCGUUAAGGCCUCGAUACCAGCCCUGAGGAUCUAGGGAUGCCAGCCAAGAAGGAGAUUGAAGAGCCACAAAGAGAGGAUUCUUUUCUGGACCUCUGAGGGGUGAUUCAUGCUUCGAGAUAAAAUGUGCUUCCUGGGCUCCAUGGUUUCAGUGCUGGCAUGGUCGGUGGAAGGGCAGGCCCUGGUGCAGCCAGAAGCCCACCUUAUAGACAAUAAUCACUGUACUUUGGAGCAAUGGUAGGGACCUAUUUUUAGCCUACUGCCGAACCCUACGUUUUUUUGUUUUUUUUUUUUAUAGCCAUCCUUGGCCAGAUCCCAUUGUAGUCUGUAGGUUCCCCCUCCUUCUCAUUCCCAGUCCAAGAAGCCUUUGGAAAGCCAUGAAUAAGGCAGCCAGGGCACUGGUCUUACUUUCAGCUUCUUCUUAAAACAAAAGUGGAUGAGAAAUAUUGUCAGCACUGGGUGACACAAGGAGCAGCUCCAGAUUUUUGUUUCAUGACUGUGUUUUUGCCUGCGAUGAACAAGGGGAUGACUUUCUUACACUGACUUAUUGGGUGCCUUAGAGCUUUCAUACAGCCUGCACAGUUUCUAGCACAUGGCAAGUUAACUCUAAGGCACUUCUGCCAUUUUGAGGUGUUUGUGGAAGAUGAAUGAAGGUUGAGGUGGUGGCCUGGGGAGGAGGAGCAGCUCCUUCCUCAUUCACUUAACUGAUACAUAAGCAAGCGGAUUCUUGCAAAAACUUCUCUGCUUUACUUGGACACAGUGGGGCAUAAAAAAGAAGGCUCGUGCCCUCUUGGUAUCGUUAAGGAGCCUACGAUAGAGUCGGGAUACCAAACUUGGACCCACUGAAAGGCUCUGCUUGGCCAGGCCGCCUCACUCAGGGAGGACCUGCACCUUGCCGCUUCGCCUGUUCAGCACUUGGAUAUUGAGUCCCUACUGUAUGUUUUAUCCAGGACAUGGGGAUGCGAAGAUAAGGAACUCAUGCUUUGCUUGCCUCCUGAGGAAAUCCAAGUUAAUGUCUGCCUCACUGACUUGUGGAGGGGGAUCGAGGUGAUGGCCUGUGUGGAAGCUGCCUGGCUUACAAGAGGGACACAUGGAAGCCUCCAGCCUACCAGCCAAGGAUCAGCUGAGCCCUGGGGCUGAUGCUUGCCUACACUGCUGAGAAUGGCACCAAGGCCCAGCCAGGCACCAGGACAAAGGUUAACCCGGGACACUCCUGGACAGUGAUCCUGAUGUCUGUUCUGAGCCGUGCACUUAAAGGUCUGACAAGAGAAAGAGAGGCCAACGUCCAGUGAGCUGCUGGUUCUUCCUGAUGCAGGCCUUCGCAGGGCUUUGGUCCCAGUGCUGAGCCAGGAGUCAGGACUUCCAGCUUCCCUGUUUGUCUCGUGUGGAGUAGGCGUGUUCUUCUGGCACAAUCCCUCGGACGUGGCCUGACCUUGCCUAGCCAGCCCCCCUCGGCAGCAUGGCAUCCUCGGCCGAGCCUCUGACGGCGCUGUCCCGCUGGUACCUGUAUGCCAUCCACGGCUACUUCUGUGAGGUGAUGUUCACGGCGGCCUGGGAGUUCGUGGUGAACUUUAACUGGAAGUUCCCGGGGGUCACGAGCGUGUGGGCGCUCUUCAUCUACGGCACCUCCAUCCUCAUCGUGGAGCGCAUGUACCUGCGCCUGCGCGGCCGCUGCCCGCUGCUGCUGCGCUGCCUCAUCUACACGCUCUGGACCUACCUGUGGGAGUUCACCACCGGCUUCAUCCUGCGCCAGUUCAACGCCUGCCCCUGGGACUAUUCCCAGUUCGACUUUGACUUCAUGGGCCUCAUCACCCUGGAGUACGCCGUGCCCUGGUUCUGCGGGGCCCUCAUCGUGGAGCAGUUCAUCAUCCGCAACACCCUCCGCCUCCGCUUUGACAAGGACGCCGAGCCCGGGGAGCCCGGGGGCGCCCUGGCCCUGGCCAACGGCCACGUCAAGACAGACUGAAUGGGGCUGGUGUUGGGGGGCGGGGGGCGCUCACGGACCGGGUGGACGGAGGUUCCCAGCCGGCGGGGUUACAUCUCCCGAGCAGCACAAGCCCUGGCCCGGGCCCGGCCCCAGCCCCAGCCCCAGCCCCGCGGCGCCCUCCGCUGGGGGCGGGGCCAGCGGCGGGGGCGGGGCCAGGGGCGGGGCGGAGGUAGCAGAGCGACUCUGGGAGGCCCCGCCCAGCUCAGGCUGGCGGCCUCAGGCCUGUGGCUGAGCAGCGACUGGACACCCCCCGCCACCCCCCCCCCCCCCCGGGUGACUUUGGAAGCAGCAGGCCCUGUCCUGGCUAAGAGGCUCUGAGAACUGGGCAGAAGGUGGGAGGCAAGGCCCGAGGAGGCUUUGGGCUGCUGCGUGGCCUCCUCCCUCUCACCUGGUUUCGUUGGGCUUUGGCUGGUUCCAUUAGGCAAUAUUCAGGUGCUUGCUUGCAACCAAUACCUCCCCCGGGGGCCUGCUGAGCUGCAGCCUAAGGAGAGACUGGGCAGCCAGGAGGCUGCUUGGCAGCAGUGCUGGUGUGCAAGGGCUGGAGGCCUUCCCUUGGCUCCCCUCCCCUCCCCCAGGGCGCCGCUGCUCCCUUGGCCUUCUGGGGGCCCCCCCUGGUGCUGGAUUCCCACCAACCUUGGGCUUUUGGAGGUCUCAAUCCCUGUGUGUUCGGUGGCGUUUCCCCCUUUCCUCUCUUAUUCUCAAGGCCUUUACCACUAGCAGCCCUUUUUCCGUGUCAGUCACCACGCCGGCUCUGUUCCCCAGCUCCCUGGCCAACACAGCAGCUGCCAGAGAUAGAUCCCUGAGAGGGACCCUGCCCACCCUCUUGCCGUCUUCCCUCCAAUGACUGGGAAGUUCGCUUUUACACCUCCCCACCUGUCUGGUGGGCUGUGGCAGCGCCCCCUGCUCCCUGCACCCCCUUCCGGCAGUGGCCCAGCUAAAACUGAAGAAUACCCUUCCCAACACACAGGCCAAGAUGGGCCUCCCCAGACCCACAGUGGGACCUAGAGACAAAUCAGUUUAGGGGAGCUGGGGGGUGGGAGGGAAGAAAGCAUAUGGUUUCUUUUCAAGCCAGUUGGAGUCAACAGAGCUUUCUAGAGGAGGAAGAAGCGGGUAUCCAGUGUUGGAGACCCAUGGAGAAUAAGGGAAGGAGAAAAGAAGACAGCCUUUGAGCUUUGGGAAGGUCUUUGGAGCAUCAUUAGUGGGAAGGAGUCAGCUAGUUGUGCCGUAGUCCGAGCCCUGCAGCAAAACCUCUUCAGGGCGACCCCUGUCCCACCCCUCCCAGCAAGGCUGACCCUUUGAGCUUACUCCUUAAACAGUAUUGACCCUGCCAUGCUCAUGGGCAUUGUAACCUUGGUUGCCCCCACCUGUCCUCUGGGACAGGUCCAUUGCUGGCAGUGGACAGGUGAAAUCCUCACUCCAGCCCACUUCUGGCUCUGUCCCCACUCCCUGAGGGAGAGGUCCAUCAGAAUGCAACCUAUGCCAUGGUACAUGGUCUCUUCUUGACCACACUAGGACUCUUAGAAUUAGCCUUUCCCUUUUUAUAGAUCAUUAAAAAAAUGAUAAUACCACCUGUGGAGAGAAUCUCCUCUUCCUUGCUCUCCUGCUUCGCCUAGACUGUGUACAUAGCACCAGCCAGGGUGUGAGCCAGGGCUGGUGGGCUGGGGAUGGGCAGGAGUGGUAUCCUGGGAUUGGGAGAGAGGCUGGGAGACUCUGCCUUUGACAUGGUUGUGUUGUGCAGCUGGCCUGUCUGGGACAGGGUGAAGGGCAUUUCCCAGCCUCUGUUUCCUGGCCAGGCUCUUUAAAUCCAGGCAUGAACUACAUUCUGCAGGGCCCAGACCUACCUUCGAAUUUACUGUGGUCCCAAUUCCAGGGCUUUGGGGCAUCCAGGGAUUCAGGUUUCCAUCUACAGGUGGAAGGGAUUCCAGAGGAAAAAAUAUUGUCUGGAUUCCCUGUCCCCUCUAGGAAAUUAUUUCCUUGGAUUUGUCCCCUAACUCUGUGGUAUCUCAGUCAUCUGGACUCCCAACACCCUUCCAGGCCCCUCAUGGGGACCCCCAGACCACACUACCCACCUUUGCCCUCCUCUACCAUGACCGAAUCUGUGGUCAGCUUGUUUGAUGUCUGCCAGCACAGGGCCUCCGUGAUCUCAGACAGAGCAAGCCCUCAUAUGGCGCAUCAGGUCUGGCUACUCCAGAUGUUGCCCAGUGGGCAUUACCUGGCACCAUCUUUUCUCUGGGCCCUACAAACUCUCAAGUACAGGAGGUUCCAAAGUAAACCUGACUGCCUGAUAGGUGCAGAGCAUUGUCUAUCUGCUUCAUCCACGUACCCCAUGGCUCUUGCUGUCCCUCAUAGGGCACAGAGUCCCUAGCAGAGGGAGGCAACCAUCCAGGUCUUGAGCUCAGGGUCUGCAAGCUCAUAAUCCACCAGAGGUAGCCCAGACUUCAACUCUAGCUUUUCGGGGUAUCUUCAGGGCCCUCAUCCCCUAGUGCUCAGGCACCCCAGCUCUGCCAAGCGGUGGGGGUGCUGGCGGGAAGUCUGCUUCCUGUUUGUGAACCUCCAGUGUCCUGGGUCUCUCUCCACUGGACAUGGCAGCAUUUCUGAGUGACAGAUUGCCACGUGCUGCCCUGCAUGGUUGAAAUGCUUCUGAUGUCUGCUAGGCAUCCUGUACCUUGUGCCCUGUCCCCUCUGUUGCCAGUAAGUCACAAUGGCCUAUGCUUAUCUACAGCAAUAAUACAUAGAGAGUGCCCAUGAAAUCCCCUUGUCUUAGUCCCUCACUCUCUGCAUGGGUCUCCUUGGGGAGGUAGUGUCGAGUGGGUCAGUUCCUGAGAACCUGCAUAUAUGAAGCUCUGGGCUGUGUAGACAUCAUCAGGGGCGGCGGGGAUGCAGAAAGCAGAGAGGCCUGGCCCACCAGCUAUGGCUAAGGCGGGGAUAGUACCUUCCACCUUGAGGCUACCACAGACCCAGAGCUGCUGCAAGUCCCGGCUCUCCCACUUUAAAGUGGUGGUGGGGGGCGGGGGGGACUGUCUCCCAACUUCAGCAGCUCUUCAGGACACAGGACUGGUUUGUGCGCCCAUUGCCUGCUCUGUCUCCAUUGGUCUCUUUGUCUCUUCCUUUUCGCCUUUGUGCACAUCAAAUAUACUGGUGUUUGUGUUCCAGGA
Molecule: messenger RNA, 5191 nt
Organism: Canis lupus familiaris (dog)
Lineage: Eukaryota; Metazoa; Chordata; Mammalia; Carnivora; Canidae
Gene: TMEM229B
Product: transmembrane protein 229B
Exons: 9
Coding region: 1509-2015 (168 amino acids)
Source: RefSeq, a predicted model, not a curated record